Naumovozyma castellii is the source of this 3057-nucleotide messenger RNA. RefSeq names its product Aly2p (gene ALY2). The coding region runs from base 1 to 3057 and encodes 1018 amino acids. Lineage: Eukaryota; Fungi; Ascomycota; Saccharomycetes; Saccharomycetales; Saccharomycetaceae. The transcript has a single exon. The record is from RefSeq and is a predicted model, not a curated record.
AUGCCAUUUGUCAUCAGGUCACCUUUGUUUCCACCUGAAAAAUCGGUGGAGGUACCUUUGGAUGCUGACCCAAUAGCCCAAACAAGUUCCGUGGAACUCUAUAUCCAGUUGGCAGAACCUACCGUGUUCUUACAAGGGUUUGAGUCUCGUCACAUUGCCGAGAAAUGCCCGGGCAUAUUGAGAGGUUCGUUAAUCGUUAGAGUUUUGAAACCAUCCAAGAUUAAAAAUAUUUCUCUUUCCUUUAAAGGUUAUUCAAGAACUGAGUGGCCCGAGGGAAUCCCACCUAAGAGACAGGAUUUUGUGGAAAUUAAUGAUAUUAUUAAUCACACCUGGCCCUUUUACCAAGCUGAAAAUUCUAUCUCAACCGAAACUAAUCCAGAAAAGACUAGCGUCGAUGAUGCUAUUCUCCAAACUACUGGUGCGUCAUUAUUUAAACCUCUUCCAAAAAAACCAGAUCAUUUACACUUCCAUUCGAAUAAUACGUCAACAUUAAAUUUGAAUGCAACGCCAUCGACUUCCAAUUUUUCUAGAAGAGGUAGUGAACAUACCAUAGAAAUGAAGACUCCAUUCAACAGAGGUAGAGCUACUUCCAAUGUAUCUGUAACAUCAGCAUCGAGAAGUUUAUCACCUUUAAAUUUAUUUAGAAGAGCAACAUCAAUUUCUGCUCAUGAUCAAUCGUCACAUCUAAACGUGGCUUCCUCAACGAAUAAUAACAACAAUAACCAAAAUUCAGCAAAUCGGGCUACACCAACAUCAUUGUUUUCCGAUAUAUUGAGUAGUACAUUCUCUAAUUCAAACGAUCAAUCUUUGCAAAAUGUCAUGCAUACUAGCGGGUCUGGUAAUAAUGAACAUUUCAUUUUUCAACCUGGUGAUUACAUUUACACAUUUGAACAGCUAAUAUCCCAAUCGUACCCUGAAUCGAUAAAAGCUGACUUUGGGUUUGUUGAGUAUUUUUUAUUCGCUAGUAUUGAAAGAUUCGGUGCAUUUAAAUCCAAUAUAACGGCAAGGCUGCCGAUUGAUAUAGUUCGUACCCAAUCGGACACAUGUGUGGAAGAGAGUGAACCUAUUAUUAUAUCUAGGGAUUGGGAAAACCAAUUAUAUUAUGAUAUUGUAAUUGCUUCAAAGGAUAUUAUAUUAGAUGCCUUUCUACCCAUUACUUUCAAGUUUUCACCACUGGAUAAAGUCAUUUUACAUCGAGUGAGAAUUUAUAUUACUGAAACAUUAGAGUAUUAUUGUAAGGGGAAGAAAAUACACAGAAUGGAGCCAACUAAAAAGUUUUUACUAGCUGAGCAUAGGGGUCCUAAACUUCCUGACGCUCCACCAGAUAGUAAACGUUCUAAGGCCAAAUAUAUGGGCAAUCUAUUGGAAGACGAAUUGAGUGGUGAUUUGAUAAAUAAAACUUUUGAAUAUCAAGUUUUUGUACCAAGUAAAUUCGAUAAUCAUCAAGCGUUACACCCAGAUACUACCUAUGAUAAGAUUAAGUCCAACCACUGGAUAAAAUUAUGUCUAAGGUUAUCCAAAAUGGUAAAUAAUAAAAGGAAGCAUUAUGAAAUUAGUAUUGAUUCCCCAAUUCACGUGUUGAAUAAGCUUUGUUCACAUGCCAAUACAUUACUACCGAGUUAUGAUAGUCACAUGUUAUGUAAUGAAGAAUCAGCAUUUCAAGAUUCACAAACUGAUUCACAACGCCGUGGAUUCGAUACAAGCUAUCAUAAUUCCAAUAUAUUUUUUCCAAAGGAAAUCAUGCUUUCACCUGUUCUUUCUCCUGAAGUUCAAGAACUGAAUGAAAAUGCAAAUAUCAACGAAACCUCGACACAUGCAAGAAGGGGUAGCCUACGUCAUCACAUAUUGCAACAUGAUAAACCUGAUGAAGAUAUAGAUACCAUCUUUAAUUCACCUAAAUUAAAAUCGAAUAUUUAUCAUCCAGAUAUGAUCCAGAGGGAAUUGACGUCACCACAGGCAAUUCCACUAUCACCAAUUACCUCGCCCCAAUUGAGACCACUUUCCUUAGCAGAUCCACCACCAGCAUUUGAUUUUAGUGAUGACAUCCUUAAAUAUGGAAAUUCUGCACCACCAAAGCACCCACCUGCUUAUAUCGAUGUGAUGAAGCAUGAUGGUGUUGAUAUCAAUUCAAAUCACUCUAUUCCAUCCUUAAUGAUUCCAAAAAUAAUGGUCAAUAAAUCUCAAGAAUCCCUGGUUAGUAACAAGGCGACAAACAGCAUCAGAGAUCAAUUAUCAUCUAAUAAGGAUGACUCUAAAAAGCACGAUAAUGAUACGUCUUUAGGGAGUAUUGAAGAAGAUGGUGAUAUUGCCUCCGGGUUCAGCUUCCAUGGCUCUAAUCUACCUUCAGGUAUAUUGAGAUCCCAAUCUUCAAAUUUAUUUCCAACUGCAAAUAGACGUAAAAGUAUUCAGGAUAUUCUACCAUCUACCAUAAGAAACGAUACUAUGUUCUUUAAUGAUUUAAAUCAGUUAUUAGAUGAUAGUCACUUUGGAGAAACCGAUAUGGACAUUAAUAACAACAACAAUAAUAAUACAGAUCAUUUAAACGUUGGUACAUCUGCUCCUUCCUCAAGUAUAGGUCAAUCAUGUCGGUCCUCAUUUGAUCGCUCUUUUGUCGAUAUAUCGAAGGAUUCGGCAAACACACAACCAUUACUGGAUACCUCUGAGUCACGAAACAAUUUGGAUAUGGAUUAUUCUAUGAAUAGAUCGAGAGACUCCAUUGAUGAAAUCCCUAAACUGCCAAUGGAUCCUUCUGUUGACAUUACGGCAUUAUAUGAUCGAAACCCAAAUGUGUGGCACCCUCUUCAGUCCGAAACUGGUUUUCUUCCAUUGUCACCUGUAUUGAGCUCUGACUUUCAUGUUUUCCCAGACCAGCUUGCUAAAAAUAAGGAGGAAGAAGAAAGUACAUCAGAUAAUAAUCGUGAAUUAGGAUUGACAGAUGCAUCUUCAAGUAGAAAAUCAGAUAUAUUGGAUAGACAAUCGGAUGAGUUUGAAUCCAAACCUAUAUUCAAUACGAUCGACAACGAGGCAUUGGGAACCCCUGAGGCAUCGGUCAUAUAA